Messenger RNA from Sphaeramia orbicularis (orbiculate cardinalfish), 5280 nucleotides. It is a transcript of the gene vti1a, whose product is annotated as vesicle transport through interaction with t-SNAREs 1A. Gene Ontology annotation, cellular component: endoplasmic reticulum membrane; Golgi apparatus; late endosome membrane. Lineage: Eukaryota; Metazoa; Chordata; Actinopteri; Kurtiformes; Apogonidae. The coding region runs from base 95 to 679 and encodes 194 amino acids. The record is from RefSeq and is a predicted model, not a curated record. Gene Ontology annotation, molecular function: SNAP receptor activity; SNARE binding. The transcript is spliced from 9 exons. Gene Ontology annotation, biological process: retrograde transport, endosome to Golgi; Golgi to vacuole transport; vesicle fusion with Golgi apparatus.
GACUCAAGGAAGAAGGUCCUCCAUUCGAGCCGUGUUUUUAUUAUUCUGAGCUAACUGUCACUUCAACUCACCCGUUUUAAACUUCAACCUCAACAUGUCUUCAGACUUUGAAGCCUACGAGCAGGACUUUGGGACCAUUACAGCAGAAAUAACGAACAAAGUUGGCAGAAUUCCUAAACUAAGUGGAGAGGAGAAGACACAGCUGGUUCUAAAUGUCGACAAACAGCUUGAAGAAGUCAGAGAGUUGCUGGAGCAGAUGGACCUGGAGGUGCGGGAGAUUCCUGUUCAGAGUCGCGCCAUGUACAACAGCAGACUGAAGAGCUACAAGCAGGAGAUGGAGAAGCUCGAGAAAGACUUUAAAAGGUCACGUAUUGCCUACAGUGAUGAGGUACGCAACGAGCUCCUGGGGGAUGACGCCGGCUCCUCGGAGAACCAGUUGAUAAAGUUACGCGAAGAGAGAGCGCAUCUGUUGGACAACACAGAGAAGCUGGAAAGGUCAUCGCGAAGACUGGAGGCUGGCUACCAGAUAGCAGUAGAAACUGAACAAGUGGGUCAGGAGAUUCUCGCCAACCUGCACAGCGACCGUGAGAAGAUCCAGAGAGCCAGAGAAAGGCUGAGAGAAACAGAUGCCAACCUUGGAAAGAGCUCUCGCAUCCUUACCGGCAUGCUGAGAAGGUAAGAGGCAGGAUCAUUCAGAAUCGAAUCCUCGUCUUCGUUCUCGGAGCCAUCAUCGUUCUCACCAUCAUCCUGGCCAUCUAUUUCAAUCUGAGGGGCCACUGAUCUCUUCUUUACACACACAUGCUCCCCCCUGACACACACACACACACACACACGUGAUUAAUAGCGACAAAAGCGUUGUUCUGCUGUAAUUAGGACAAAUAGUCCCCAUGAAUCACGGUUUCCAAAGCCUGACAGGGAGCUUUUUUUUCCAUCUCAUACUCCUUUGCUGUCUCUUUCUCUCUCUCUUUUCUUUUUUUUUUUUUUUUUUACUUUUCCCUCUUUCUUUAUCUUUCUCUUUUCUCAUCUUAGUAUUGUUCUUUCUCUAUCAGUUUCUCCAGGGACAGAAACAGGGGAGGGAGAUGUUUUUACGACACCUAAUGUUUUUCAUGGUGUUGUCUUUCGUGUGGUUUUGGAGCCCAUCUUGUCCCCAGGUGCACACGGCAAGUAAAUUCAGAUAUAUAGAUUUCUUUUUCUGUAACAGAGUCCGGUCAAGUACUAUUCAGGUUGAGAGUGUGCACAUUUGAUAGACAGAGAGGGGGGAAAAAAAAGUAUAGUGUGUUAGAGAUAUAGGUAUGUCCCACAUGAAUGAUAUACUUACACACUGUUUUUGUUAUUAACACCAACAGUAGAUACACACACACACACAUACUGUAGUAUGUAUGAGCUUCUGUAACUAAAUGAUUCAGCUGUUCUUCAUGAUGUAGUCCCUACGCAGCACAGAGGACAGUGCCUUCAGAUAAGAUAUGCUGUUCACACUUUAAAAAGCUCAGCAGAGCCCAAAAUAGACGAGUGGCGCUGCCUUGAAAAGAGAGGAUGCACAUUAAAAAAAAAAAAAAAGGUUGAGGUCAGUUCAGCUUCAGUUCAGUCAAUCACGGUGUAACGACUUUCUAACGAUCUUUUCGCAUUUUUCCAUUCAAGAAAGGAUAUAUGAUCAUUUCAAGCGCGUUUGAAAAUGGAAAUAUUAGAUAAAAACCUUUUCAUAUUUUACUACAAAAUUAAACUCAGCCCAACCUUUUCAUAUCCAAUACAUGUCCCAACCAGCUUUAUCUACAUUCGGUACAAUUCAGCUGCACCUCCCACACAAAAAUAUACACCUCAUCCACAUGGACUUUUUAACAAAACUGUCAUUGUAAAAAAAAAAAAAAAAUGUAGGAUUCUUACUGUAUGUACUAACAUUUACAUCUUGUAUAGUGUUUUUUUUUUUCAAUAUCAGUAAUUCUGUUGCUAUUUAUUUAUAAAUGCAUAAAUGACUUUACAAUUAAAGAUUAUGUGCUAGAACUGUAUAUUUCAUGAUGUUAGACAAUGAUCAAUAACCACAUGUUUUAUUUUUCUUCUGAUGUGGGGUUUUCAGAUAAUAGACUAAAAAGACUGCACACAGGACCAAAUGAAAAGUGUGAAUUUCUAGUUUUGUGUUUUAAAGCUUUUUUGUUUUUUUUCUUUUUUGUUCUCUUAAAUGAAGCUAAGUUGUUUUAGAACUUGUACUUUUUGUUCUAUAUUCUUCUGUCAGGUUCUGAGGAUUGCGGUGCAGUCAUUGUUUCUGUGUUUAUCUGUACGCCGACUGAUGAUGUGAUACAUUUGCAGGUGUUUGAAAAGCGUGUGCUUGAGUUUACUGCUGUUUAAUUCUGCAGGGGAAAGCCAUUCUACAGGGGGUCUCGGAAAAUCUAAAUUUAAGAGUAUAUGUGGGGGAAUUUUCAAAAGUUGGAGAUGUGGGAUGAUGAUUGUCUGCACGCUGCAAACACACACAUGCGCACGCCGAAGUGUUGGAGUGUGCACGUGUCUCCUGUGGUCGAUGUGGUGGUUCCCGGCGAGGACAUUUGUUAUUCUGUUUCAGGGCCAUGGUCUUCAUUUUCGAAGAUGCAGGGGUGUUGGGGUGGUGAGGGGUCCCCAACCCCCCCCCCCAACCGAACACCAUUUCACAGGCCCUCACCAGCCGCAGCGCCACCGUCUGCUUCAAAGCCUCAAAUUAAUGGCCAACAAAAUAGUGUGCCUCUGACCGUCCCAUGCGGAGCAGACCCACCAAGAGUUAUCAUUAAAGUGAAGGAAUAAUGAAAAAAGGGAAGAAGAAAAAAGGAGGGAGAAGGAAGGAAGUGAACAAGGAAACAAGGAGGUGGGGGGUGAAAUCCCUGGCAGUUUCACAGACCUCAUCUCGUAAUGACCCUCAGUGAUUGUUUUUUCCUACGCUGUGUGUUCAUGUGUGUGUGCUGUGUACCUACGUGCCGAUGCGCUCUUUUUUCACACUCUGUCUUUCUCUCCCUGCCUAUUCCUCAUCCCCCCCCCCUCCACUUCUCUACCUCUCCUGCCACCUUUUCUCCUCCUCCCUGUCCUCCCUCCCUUCCUCCCCUCCCUCCCCUCCCUCCCUCCCUCCCUCCCAGCCUGUCAGAUGAGCGGAGCGGUAGCUAGCGAGUGAGCGGUGGAAGGCAGCGUGGCGGCGGCUUCUAUUUGAAGUUGUAAUGGUGUCAAAAAGUCAGGGCUGACUGACAGACGUCAGUCCCACAGGGCCUCAUUAAAAACAGACCCACUUGACAAGGAAAUAAUUGAGCGCCGGCGACAACUCAGGGGCCCCUCCGCGUUUUUAGAUGUUUUUAUUUUCUUUUCAUUAUUAGUGCCGAGCUAUUAUGUUCAUUAAGAAAUGGCAUUAAAACAAGUUUUUAAAAGCGGGGAAAGGGAGGGAGGGGCAGCGAGACGGCGGGAUGCAUGGAGGUGGGGAGAUAACGAUUUGUUUAGAGCCCCCGUCCUGUUUUAUUAUUUAAACAGGAGCACUGUCAUGUGAUACCUUGGCAGACGUCGACUGUCAUCUGCCUCUUCUUUUUUUCCCUCCUUCUUCUCCUUUUUCUCCCCCUCACCAUCCCUUACUUUCUCCACCCAUUCUUUCCUUCUCCUCCUCUGUCCAUCUUUUUCUCCACCUGCCCAUAUCUCCCACUCAUCAUCCCUUUCUUUCUUCCUUUCUUUCUUUCUUUCCCUCUGAGCGGCUGGUGUCGUCGGAAUAUGAACUAGAUUAUUCAUCAGUGUUCUCCACCCCGCCCCGGCCCACCACCACACCCCCAUCCACUGAUUUGGUUUUCGACAAGCGUCUCACCGCAGAAGGCUGAGGAUGAAAACUUGUCAAAAAUAGGUUAUAUCUUAUUCCAAGGGGCAACAAUAGCAGCAGGUACAGACACCUUUUAAUAUUUAAUUUAGAAGGGUGUUAACCCUCCUUAAGUGACUGGAGCUGUGUCUUCCAUACAGACACCAAGAGAAAAAUGGUGGGGGGGUUAGUGAGCAAAAGGCGAGCAAUUAAUUAUUUGACGUCUGGAAAGUGAUUUUGAAGCUUUGGCUGCCUUCUCCUGUUUGCUAGAGAAUGGUUCGAGUCUUUAGUAGGCGUCCCUGUUCAUCUACACCAACCACGUCAUCGGCUUGGCUGUCCUGUGAGAGCUAAAACAUUCCCACUCAAAUCACAUUUAGCCCUUCGCUUCAUCUCGCUUGAUCCGGUAAUGGAGACAUGUGAUCAUAUAGAGACGAUUUUGGUCUAUUUAGUUUAUCAUUUUGCAGAGCAGUCGUCUUUUGCACCACCAUCUUGUCUUGGAUAUGGUCCCCUGUGCCCAGCUCAGCAGUCAUUUAUGUCCUGCCUGGUGCUCUGUGGAAGGUGUGCAUAAAAGUUUAAAAAAAAAAAAAAAGAAGGGGAAGGUACCUCUACAAGGAGCUCUGUGAUGCACCAUCAUUACAAAAAGCUUGAUGUUUGUCAGCCAUUUAAGACGACAAGGGAUUAUGACAAGCGUCGUUUGAGCUGUCUGUCCCCCAGCGAAGGGCGGGCCUUAAACGGGAUAAACAGCUCCAGUGGUGGGAUAACAACAGGAGGGUGGGUGCUUUAUUGCCAAGAGUGUCCAUGAAGCCCCCACCCACCCAACAUUACCACACACACAUCCACCACUACUCAUACACAUAUUAAAGCAGGCCCUGCUACAACAGCUACCGAAGAAGAAUCCACAAUGGCGCAGUGUGAGAACAACUACAAUGAGUCUUCUACUGUUUGAUUCAGCAUGCACACAAAAGCGUAUGCACACGUAUGGUGGACGCCCCUCAAUAAAAACACACACACACGCGCUGUAGUGUAGAAGAGGAGCCAUGUUCUCCGUUUGUACACGCCACCAGUCCUAGCAGAAUGGCUUUCUUUCUCUCCUCGGCCCUUUAUCUGUCUUUUCUUUCGCCCCCAUCAGCGCCGUCGACCAUUUUAAUGGUGUUUGUGCUCACAAAGAAAUGACAAUGCCCCCCAUUAUUAGAGGAAUUCACAGGGGCUGCAACAUACAUACAUGGAUGUUUGUGUGCAUGCAGGAUGUGUCCCCCUGUGGUCCAGAUAGAGCUGGAUUGUUUGUUGUAAAAUGUUAUUGAAUAGACUCCAGGCAUUAAAGACGUGCUCAAAUAUUUGUGUCCAUCUGCAAUGUCCACAUGACUCCCAUCGACCAGGAUCCUCAGGUCAUCCUGUUUCUCUCCGUUUGGACCAAUCAAACUGUAAAGACGAUUUUUGUGAUCUAUGUCAGUGUCGGUGUUGUUAAACAUCUGUCAUUAAAGCAGUUCUGAAUCUUG